Molecule: messenger RNA, 3603 nt
Organism: Paraglomus brasilianum
Lineage: Eukaryota; Fungi; Glomeromycota; Glomeromycetes; Paraglomerales; Paraglomeraceae
Source: the annotation of a GenBank genome assembly
AUGUCGAUGCGGCUACAGGAACUCCCGGCUCGCUUUCGCGCUUUCCUCUGUUAUGUUGCCUCUAAAUCGUCUCGCGCUCCCAUUGAGACGAUUGUAUUCUGUCUUAUAAUAGCCUCAUUUUCUUAUGCGUCUUUAUUCAGAUCAUUUGUAGAAUCUGACUACUUCAAUGAUAAAUCUCCAACACUCGAAUCAACUCAAGUCAUUGCACGUGCCGACUCUGACAAUUUCAUACCACUUGCAACCAGAGAAUCAAUAACUCAAGCAUCAAGAUUGCAAUUGAAGCAGAUUAUUAUUGAAGGAACAUCGGGGGAUUAUUACAACGUCUUAGAUAAAAAAAUAUUAGAGAGUGUAUUAGAAUUGCAACACGUACUAGAGAAAGUGAUGGAUGUAAAUGACGGAAUGAAUAAAUUAUAUUACAACGACGAUUUAUGUUAUAAAUCAACACUCGACAAUACUGGUAGCUGCUUCGUCGCGUCCCCACUUCAAAUAUGGAAUAACAACUAUGGGACAUUACACUCAGAUACAAAUAUACUCGAAACUGUUCGAACUCGUCUUGAACUUAAUGAAGCACAGCACUUGUUCAGAGAUCUAAAUUUACAAGAAAACACAAACAACCCGACCGCGCUAGCGCUUACGUACGCAUUUAACACCAAUGGUCCAUUCAGAGUACGCUGGGCUAAUAUGUGGGAAGAUAAAGUAGCUACGUUGAAGAUAGGAAGGUUGGCAUCUAUUGGAAAGAAGCAGCAGCAGGAAAUCGAAAAAGGUUCAGUUGCUUGGUUGUUGAUGUCUCUUGGAAAUAUGGCAUCAAAGAUAAGGGAGGCAAUACGGGACGCGGAAACUGUUGAUAUAGUAGUCGUAUUUGCUGGAUAUUUGUUGAUGCAUACGACGUUCCUUGGACUCUUCCUAAAUAUGCGCAAGAUCGGUUCUCGUUUUAUACUUGCAAUGUGUGUGCUCUGGAAUGGAUUUUUUGCCUUUUUGGCUGCGAUGUUAACAGUUAAUCUUCUUGGCGUCUAUGUGAACCCAGUUCUGUUAAGUGAGGCAAUACCGUUCCUCGUAGUAACAGUCGGGUUUGAGAAACCGUUUGUUCUCACAAAGGCCGUCCUCCAGGCGUCUUCAAACAGCAGCCCUCCAAGUUCGCCAACAAAGGACAUGAAAAAUCCUGCUACAAUAUCAUACAACGUCCUUGAUAAUGUUCUGGCUGGAGUGAAUAAAGUUGGGUUGAACAUCGUCCGAGAUUACUUGAUCGAAAUAGUAGUCUUAGUGGUCGGAGCUUUAUCAGGAGUAGCUGGAUUACAAGAAUUUUGUUUCUUGGCCUCGUUUAUUUUGUUCUAUGAUUGUGUGUUUCUGUUUAGUUUUUACACUGCUAUGUUGACCAUGAAACUUGAGUUGAAACGAAUAAGAGAAACAAGUCUCAAGCAAAUUGCAGUAGAAGACGAAAUCACCGUCAGUCCAGCCAACAUCCGACAUAAUAUUUUCAAAGCGUUCCGGGACACUACUGUUGAAACUGAAGGAUCCAAAAAAUUCAACAAUCCCAUGAUAGCGAGAAUCAAACUGUUAAUUAUAAUAGGCUUCGUGAUCAUGCAUGUGAUGAAUCUUGCUAGCACACUGCACACGAACGACACAAUUUCCCUUCCUUCGAAAACAAUGCCCAAAGUCACCAAAGUUGACAUCAACGACUCCACUAUACACCCAAUUCUCAGUCUCCUCCUUCGGGAGCACCGUCAAAGUCCUCGCGGCAACCUGCCUCUCAUUGUAGACAUUGCUCCACCAGUGGUAUUUCGCAUUAGUCCGAACAUCGGAAGCCCAAUAUCAGAGCGCGUCUACGAAGCGCUCAAUGAAUUGAUGGACUUUUGGAGUUACUAUGUACAGGAUCCUGUGUUAGCCAGAUGGACAUGGGUUAUGCUUGCGGUAUCUGUGAUGUUGAACGUGUAUCUAUUGAACACACACAAGUUACCCAAGAUCCAGCAGCAAUCUAUGAAAAAGACAUUUACAAGCGGGCCAAACAUAGUUGCUGAUGCAAUCUCAUCCACUACCGAAUCUUCACACGAUCUUCAUUCAACCAAUAUAAUACCCAAGCUUUCGUCAUCGUCACAAAAAGAAACAUCAUCUCUUACAUCGCCUUCUGCCCCAGCAAAGGAGCCAUCUCCUUUGAUAAUGAGUUCGAUCGAAGCUCGUACAGACUUGUGCAGCACAGUGUCCUCGUCAUGUAAGACACCUCCGUCUAACCCCACCCUUCCACCAGUUUCCUCAUCCUCGUCUUUAUCAUCUUCUCCUUCUGUGGUACGUACUCUUUCAGAAUGUCUCGAAAUAUGUGAUACUUCUCCGCUCGGCGCCGCAGCGCUGUCAGAUGAAGAUAUAGUAUUGCUAGUUCAGAACGGCAAAUUUAGCAUUCAUUCACUAGAGAAAACACUCAAAGACUUUUUGAGAGCAGUCAAGAUCCGUCGAAUGAUAUUGUCGCGGGUAUCAUUAACGAAAACACUAGAAACAUCUGCUUUGCCAAUGAGCCAUUAUGAUUAUGCAAAAGUAUAUGGAGCGUGUUGUGAAAGCGUUAUCGGAUAUAUUCCUGUACCGGUUGGAGUUUCUGGUCCACUCAACAUCGACGGCGAAUUGCUCCAUAUUCCCAUGGCGACAACCGAAGGAUGUCUCGUAGCUUCGACGUCGCGAGGAUGUAAAGCAAUAAAUGCAGGUGGGGGUGCUGUUACAGCUGUGACAAACGACGGAAUGACGCGGGGUCCUUGUGUCGAGUUUGGAGGCUUGGAGCGAGCUGCCGAGGCUAGUCGAUGGCUAAGUGAAGAGGGAAUGGAUAUAAUAAAAGAGGCCUUCGAUUCUACUUCUCGGUUUGCAAGGUUGCGUAGUUUGAAGAGUGCAUUAGCAGGGAGGUUGUUGUUUAUUAGAUUUGCAACAACUACUGGCGAUGCUAUGGGAAUGAAUAUGAUUUCUAAAGGGUGUGAGAAAGCCCUUUCGGUGAUGUCAGAACAUUUUCCGGAUAUGCGGAUUAUUUCCCUAUCCGGAAACUUUUGCACUGAUAAGAAACCGGCAGCCAUUAACUGGAUCGAGGGGCGUGGGAAAUCCGUUGUGGCUGAGGCGGUGGUCUCUGGCAAGACGGUACAGGAAGUAUUGAAGACGUCUGUCAAGGCAUUGGUCGAGUUGAACACAUCAAAGAAUUUAAUUGGAUCCGCAAUGGCAGGAAGCAUUGGUGGGUUCAAUGCGCAUGCAGCCAAUAUUCUGACGGCAAUUUACAUUGCUACCGGACAAGAUCCGGCUCAGAACGUUGAAAGUUCAAAUUGUAUAACUCUGAUGAAGACUGUAAAUGAUGAUCAAGAUCUUCUUAUAACGUGUACGAUGCCGUCGAUCGAAGUAGGAACCAUUGGUGGGGGUACAAUUCUAGCACCUCAAGGUGCAAUGUUAGACAUGCUCGGAGUUCGUGGGGCACAUCCAACAACGCCAGGUGCCAACUCCCAGAAAUUGGCGAGAGUCAUCUGUGCAGCAGUGAUGGCAGGAGAACUCAGCUUGUGUGCUGCAUUGGCAGCUGGACAUUUAGUAAAAUCACAUAUGCAACAUAAUAGAUCGCAGCAACAGCAUUCCAGCGCACCAACACGAUAA